CUUGCAUUGUGGCAUGAUAGGGAAACCCUCAUAGUCGUCCACAAAGACUAAGGCAUCCUAAAUACAUUGCAAUAGUCUGCCCAUCCUGUCGGCAUAGUCGCGAAGCGCCAUUUAAGAUCCUCCCAAAAAUCACGCGCACUCUCCAUGUAGGUGAGAUUGGUACGUAAACCUGGCUCAAUCGCGGUCAUCAUCCAUCCCACGACUCCACGAGCAUCGAGUUCACGGUGUCCCAAUCUUCCAAAGUCCUGUAUGUUGUCGUCUGGUCGUUCGAUCCUACCAUCCAUAAAACUCACCUUUCUUUUCGCACGAAAGGCAUUUUUCAUCAUCUUCCUCCAUUCGCGAUAGUUACUCUAGCCUUUGAGGGUUACCCCGCAAAUGAGCAUUCCAGGGAAAUUGAAGCUUGCCAUGUAAUACGGAGACGGAGGAUCAUUGAUCUUCUGUUGCAUCCGUUCGGUCGUUCGGUUGCCAGUAGAGUUGGCUUCAUCGUUUGACAUGGUGUUCUUGGCAAAAAGGUAUAAACGUAGAUUGUUUAACCUGCUCUGAUACCAAGAUAAAUUAGGAAUUGAGAUACAAUAGGAAGCCGCAGUAGCUCUCAAUUAGCAAGCCGCAGUAGCUUCCACGCAGAGCAUGAGCAUUAUAAAAAGGAACAAAUAUGGCGAAGCAAUUUGGCCUGAGAUUACAAAGCAAGAUGCCAAGUUGGGUCGGUCUUCAUCCUUCACCCCCCUUACCUGCGACAACCACCAUUUCAGUCUGCCCUUCUUCUUCUGCUCGUAGGACAUCACCACCAGUAGUUAUUCGUAGAAGAGGAGGCUGCUGCUUUGGGUUCAAGAAUAGUCGUAGGGCGGUGGUGAUCGGAACAGGUGUCUUCAUGUCUGCCAAAUUCGGAGGGAAGUCUUUCUUGGCCGCUUCUUCUUUACAAAAGAAGGGUGCAAUUCAGGAGGUGCUGAAGAAUGUGAGCUGGCCUGAGCAGUUCCCUUUCAAGGAAGAUGAUUUCCAGCGGUUUGAUGAGUCAAAGGAUUCGUUGUUCUAUGAAAUGCCUCGUUUGGUGAUGCAUAUUGAUGAUCCAGCCAUUGCUGCACUUACUAGAUAUUACUCCCAGGCUUUACCUCAUACUAAUUCCCCAGGAGUAGCAAUCUUGGAUAUGUGUAGCAGUUGGGUCAGUCACUACCCUGCGGGAUAUAAGCAAACAAGCAUUAUUGGAUUGGGCAUGAAUGCAGAAGAGCUAAGGCGAAACCCAGUGCUAACAGAUUAUGUGGUGCAAGAUUUGAAUACCAAUCCCAAACUCCCAUUUGAAGACAACACUUUUGAUGCCAUUACCAACACGGUUAGCGUUGAUUAUCUAACAAAGCCUAUUGUUGUUUUCAAAGAGAUGUCUCGCGUUCUUAAACCUGGGGGAGUUGCGAUUAUAAGUUUCUCAAAUCGAUGCUUUUGGACCAAGGCAAUAUCAAUAUGGACAUCAACAGGAGAUGAUGAUCAUGUAAUGAUAGUAGGCUCGUACUUUCAUUAUGCCGGUGGCUUUGAGACCCCUGAGGCUGUGGAUAUUUCUCCAAACCCCGGGCGCUCAGACCCUAUGUAUGUUGUUUAUUCAAGAAAGCGAACAACCCAAAAAGGUGGACAGUAGAUAUUCUCGUUGCGCAAGGAUGAGAUUUUCUGUGAAGACAAUUUCUGAAUCCAUAUAACCAGCUAAUUUCUUCAAGACAAGUAGGAUUUUCUGUCCUAGCUAGUAGCUAUAGCACUCCCUCUUCAUACUUGUCAACAGUUGGAUCAAAGAAUGCAUUAAUGAUCAUGCACGCGUCAAUGUUUGUAUAUUAUGCUAGCAAGUUGGAUGACUCAGAGCUAGCAAGAGAGUGGAGUUCUUGUUAUGCUAGGUCAGAUUUGCGCGAUGGCAUUGCCGCCAUAUCCUUUGCGGUGCACCAGAUCGAUUAUUUCCCUUGUAUGUAUUUGUAAUGGUUACUCCGGAGUCCGAGGAUGGAUGGGGUGGGGAGUUGCUUUUAUUCACGUACAUUGCUUUCUCUAAUACUUGUAAUAAAUACUAGCAAGACAUUUGCUCCCCUUCUAGAUUUUAUUUUCUAUUUCAUAUAUAUAGUCGAUCCAGAGACCAUCAUUUGGGGCUUUGAUGGGUGGAUACUUACUUGAUGGAUGGCUCAUAAUACUACGAAUGUUUUUGUGCAAUGAAGAUGCUAUUAUUUGUAACUUUAAUACAGA
Molecule: messenger RNA, 2205 nt
Organism: Cuscuta europaea
Lineage: Eukaryota; Viridiplantae; Streptophyta; Magnoliopsida; Solanales; Convolvulaceae
Source: the annotation of a GenBank genome assembly